AUGGAAAAGAUAUGGCACGAACUAUUGCUUCCUACCGGGAACUUCAACACAUUGACUGAACUGUCAAUAAGCAGCUGUGGAAAGCUAAUCACAAUUUUUCCAUCCAGUUUGGUACAAUUGUUACAGAAUUUGGUAGAUUUAUCUAUUUCAAAUUGUGAUUUGUUGAAGGACCUAUGUGAAGGACAUAAUGCAACUUUAGUAACACUACCAAGGAUAAAGAAUUUUAAAUUGUUGAGUUUACCAAGCUUGAAGGAUAUAUGGUGGAGCAAGGUCUGCCCUGAAUCUCUUAACUUUCGAAAUCUCACACAUCUUACUAUUGGGGGAUGCAAAUGUCGGAGAUAUCUUCUCUCUUUUACCCCAUCGAAACUUCUUAUUCAACUUCAAUAUCUUGAGUUAGUAGAAUGCGACAUGAUGAAAGAGAUAAGAAAUUAUUUGAGCUUCACCUCUCUCAAUUGCCAGAACUCACAAGCUUCUACCAAGGGAAUUGUACUUUAG
Molecule: messenger RNA, 495 nt
Organism: Ilex paraguariensis (yerba mate)
Lineage: Eukaryota; Viridiplantae; Streptophyta; Magnoliopsida; Aquifoliales; Aquifoliaceae
Source: the annotation of a GenBank genome assembly